CCACGUGUUUCGUCAGCGUUUGUUGCUGUUUAGCAGCAGCUAGCUAAAAGCUAACUUAUUGAGAACGGUCUGUGCUUUAUUUCAGUAAGAUGAGUCCUCUCUGUGACUGCUGCGGUGAACACGUAAAUAAACUGAAUCAGCAGGUUUCUGUGAUGCGAAAAGAAAUCAAGAACCUGAGGCAGGUGUUAGACAGUGCAGUGAGAGCUCAUCGCAAACAUAUGAUAUCCAUUCAGUCUACUGUGUCAAAGAUUGAACUCAGUGAACCUGAGAAAGAUCAGACACAGCAACCAUCAACACCGCCUCCUCCAGCAGCGUCACCACAGGCUGCAUUAGAGCAAGGAAACAUUCAGACAGUCCCGAUUGGUUACAUCAGCUCCUGUUUCUCUGUAAAGAAUGGGACACCCAGGCAGCCCACCAUUUGUGGCCCCUCCAGGGCUGAACUGCGCAUCCAGCAGAGUGUCUUCAAUAACCCUGAACACGCUCUGGUGGGUCUGGAGCAGUACUCACAUGUCUGGAUCAUCUUUCUUUUUCACAAAAAUGGGCACCUCAGUCACAAAGCCAAAGUGAAGCCUCCUCGACUCAACGGUCAAAGAGUUGGUGUUUACUCGACACGCAGUCCACACCGACCAAACGCCCUGGGCCUGACUUUAGCUAAACUUGAUAAAAUUGUAGGUGACACAUUACAUCUGUCAGACAUUGACAUGAUUGCUGGCACCCCAGUCCUGGACGUCAAACCCUACAUCCCAGAGUACGACUCCCCCAACAGCAGGAUGGCCUCAGAUUCAAACACAGAGCAACCACGGGUGACCACUGUGUCACUAAAUGACAAAAUAGACAUAUUAAUCCCCCAUAAGGACUCAGAGGAUGAGUCAGGCCUAAAAAGUGGCAUAAUUGAUGACGAUGUGUCUGAAGGGAGCGUGCUCUCAAGAGACAAAUCUGAAGCUGAUAAUGCAGUCACUAUCUCAGCUCCAUCAGUCAGUGCUCAGUCUCCCCUCCACAAAGAUCUCCACAGUAUAAUGGAGGAGGUCAAGGCCUAUGUGACCCAAGGCGACCUCUGCCAGCUGAGUUGUGAAAGCGAGAAUCAAGUUUCAGCCUCUCCCAAAACAAAACCACCAGAGUCCACAGUAGACCACCCCUGCUAUGGAGAGGAGGUGUACAGUACCAUCGCUGGCUGGAUCAGAGAGCCUCCUGUAGGCAGUCUGGAGGUGCGCUUCACCCCUCAGGCUGAGAGGGAGUUAGCAGACUUCCUUCCCUCACGCCUGUCAGGACCCUCUGAGAGUGACAGACCCAUGUUCAAGUUUCUGCGCAGUCCAGAGGAGGCUGCUGCGGCCAUCAGAGGAGUGCUGUCAGCAGACCCACGGUCAGUCUACAGGCGGACACGCUGCAGAGACAGACUCUUCUUCUUUACCCUGGACACGGCUGACAUCACCUGCUGGUUUGGACAAGGCUUUGCUGAGGUCCUGCAGGUUCGACCUGUUGAGCAGCAGGUUGCCUCAAUGUGAGAAACUUACUUAGCUGGAAAGACUAAAAAAAAAAAAAAAAAAAAGAGCCUGUCAAAUGUUUUGCACCUUGGCACCAAUCUGUAUUUCAGUGGAAAGAUUAAUCAUUCAGACUUUUUUUUAAAUCAUACAUAUUCAAUGAUGAGGUACA
Messenger RNA from Plectropomus leopardus (leopard coralgrouper), 1650 nucleotides. RefSeq names its product tRNA methyltransferase O (gene trmo). The record is from RefSeq and is a predicted model, not a curated record. NCBI's taxonomy places the organism in Eukaryota, Metazoa, Chordata, Actinopteri, Perciformes, Serranidae.